Molecule: messenger RNA, 1696 nt
Organism: Liolophura sinensis
Lineage: Eukaryota; Metazoa; Mollusca; Polyplacophora; Chitonida; Chitonidae
Exons: 12
Coding region: 20-1696 (558 amino acids)
Source: RefSeq, a predicted model, not a curated record
AAACGUGUCGUCAGUAACAAUGGAAGAUCUUAUAUUGGAGAACUGUCGACAUAGGGCGAUAGCUGGAGACCAUCUGGACAACGUGAAUUUGCAAAGGCUAGAGAUCAAGAAUACGGGUUCUUACGGAAUAUUUGUGAAGUCCAGUAAACACGUGACCAUUCGUCAGUGUGAAAUCCACGACACAGACGGAGGGAUACAUAUCGAUGGUGGUGAGAGGAAAACACUGACGUCAUCGGGCAACCUGGUGGAAAACAACCACAUAUGGAGUUUCUCUCGGGCUGGUGCUGUGGGUCAGCAUGGCAUCAGUGUCAAUGGGGUAGGGGCAGUUCUGCAGUUCAACCACAUCCAUGAUGGACGGUAUACAGGUAUAUGGUGGCUGGGUAAUGAUCACAUGAUAAGGAAAAAUCACGUACAUCAUCUGUGCACGGGAGCCUCGGACUGUGGCGGGAUUCACACCGGACGGGACUGGACAUGUAGAGGAAAUGUCAUUAAAGAGAAUCAUAUCCACCACGUGCUUCGCUACAUGCCUGGUGCGCAGGUUCGGGGAAUAAUGCUGGACGAUCAGUACUCCAGCGUAACGAUAGAGAAUAACGUAUUCCACGACAAUGAGUUGCAUAUGAACAUCGGCGGAGGCAGGGACAACAUUGUCCGCCACAAUGUGUUCUACAAUGCUACGCACGCAGCUGUAGGAGUGGAUGCUCGUGGUAUUUCGGGAAAGUUCUCUCAGAUCUUGUUUCAGAGACUAAAGGCAAUACCGUACACAAAUGGCCUCUGGACUAGCCGUUAUCCAAAGCUAGCCCGCAUUGACAGCGAAGAACCCAACUUACCCAAAGGCAACGAAAUUUACCAGAACGUCUUCUAUGGAGGAUCAUCGUCUAGAUUUGUGCCUUUAGGUGGUUAUGACCCAGCUGACUGGUUUAACGUACAUGACAACUACCUGUUUGCAAAACCAACAGACUUUAACCAGCGACGAUCUGGAGAUUACCGAGUGAUAUGCCAGGUUGCUCAGUGGGUGACCAGAAAAGGAUUUUCACAACCACCAACUCUAAACGAAAUCGGUCCACAUCUAUCUGUUGGCCCAGCCUUUAAACAUAGUGCAUUAUCCACGAAGACGAAUAUGCCAUUAAGAACGAACUGUGUGACUACGACUGAAGCUCCCUCAACUAAAAUCCUGCAGCCACAGGUUGUGAACGAUGGAAGCCAGCCCAAUACACUUACUGAUAAAACUGGCUGCUGGCUGAUCAUCGACGGAUGUCCACAGGAGCCAGAGCUCGCUGGAAAACGCCGGGACACCGAGGGGGAGCAGCAUCAUGGAGCAUUGACUGACGAGGACGCCUGUCUAGCCCGUGCUGCUGUACAGUGGAGAGCUUGUGGUCAAUCGUAUUCUCAUACCGUCAAAGCGGUGUUCGGUCCGACAGGCGCGUGGACGGUGGCGGGUCAGGGUUGUUUCAUGGGCAGUUACGGCUGCCCCUCACAUGGCCAAACCAAUGAGGGAAGCCUGGUCAGGGAUGGAUAUGCUGAGGCUCACGGUGGACUGACCAGUGAAGCGGCUUGUCUAGGUCGGGCGGCUGGACAGUGGGUGUACUGUGGGUCAUCACUGGACAAUCCAAUAGUCAGCAUCUUCAGACCUACAGGUUGGUACUGGACAGCGAGUCUCGUUCUGGAAACAGCGGAAGAUGGAAGAAAGAUCUGUUAA